AUGAUUCUCCACGUCCUCAACUAUUUCAAUGCUUACCCAAGUGUUAAUAUUCGUUCUGAAAGUAAGUUUCGAUUUUUCAAUUUAAACUGGAAACACUAUCCCGUUCGUUUCUAUCUAUCUAUCUAUCUAUCUAUCUAUCUAUCUAUCUAUCUAUCUCAGUCCAUUUCUUUCUUUCUUUCUUUCUUUCUUUCUUUCCCAUUCUAUUCAUAUCUAUCUAUCUAUCUAUCUAUCUAUCUAUCUAUCUAUCUAUCUAUCUAUCUAUCUAUCUAUCUCAUUCUAUUCAUAUCUAUCUAUCUAUCUAUCUAUCUCAUUCUAUUCAUAUCUAUCUAUCUAUCUAUCUAUCUAUCUAUCUAUCUAUCUAUCUGGAAUUCUUCUAUUCCUAUCUAUCUAUCUAUCUAUCUAUCUAUCUAUCUAUCUAUCUGCUUCAUCUUCUUUCUUUCUUUCUUUCUUUCUUUCUUUGUCUUUCCUGAUGUUCUAUUGUCUGUCUUUUCUUUCUUUCUUUCUUUCUUUCUUUCUUUUUUCUUUCUUUCUUUCUUUGUCUUACCUGAUGUUCUAUUGUCUGUCUUUUCUUUCUUUCUUUCUUUCUUUCUUUCUUUCUUUCUUUCUUUCUUUCUUUGUCUUUCCUGGUGUUCUUUUGUCUGUCUUUUCUUUCAUUCUUUCUUUCUUUCUUUCUUUCUUUCUUUCAUAUACUAUUGUCUCACAUUUAGGGUAAUUGGUGGGUCGGUUGCCAAACGCAUUUGGGAUGAGAGGCGACCGGAUUGA
Acanthosepion pharaonis is the source of this 762-nucleotide messenger RNA. NCBI's taxonomy places the organism in Eukaryota, Metazoa, Mollusca, Cephalopoda, Sepiida, Sepiidae. The record is from the annotation of a GenBank genome assembly.